This is a messenger RNA of Mobula hypostoma (lesser devil ray), 5193 nucleotides long. Its product is annotated as ankyrin repeat domain-containing protein 26-like. Lineage: Eukaryota; Metazoa; Chordata; Chondrichthyes; Myliobatiformes; Myliobatidae. The record is from RefSeq and is a predicted model, not a curated record. Gene Ontology annotation, molecular function: protein binding.
AUGAAGAGAAUACUACAAAUUGCAAGCAGGAAGAUAAAACAGUCUUCCGAAACUUGUGACACUUCAAGUGAAAUACGUGUAGGUUAUGAAUUGAAAGAGGAAGAUUUGGGAAAACUACACAAAGCUGCUUAUGCUGGGGAUUUGAACAGACUUCGGCAGCUCAUUAAGAAAAAGGAUGUUAAUCAACUGGAUAAACAAAAUAGAGCACCGCUGCACCUUGCAUGUGCAAAUGGACAUGCUGAUGUAGUUGCUUUGCUUGUUGAAAAUAAAUCAAACCUGAACAUUUGUGACAACGAAAACCGCUCUCCUUUGAUGAAGGCAGUGCAGUGUGAACAGGAACGUUGUGUAGUUAUCUUACUAAGCCAUGAUGCUGAUCCUAAUCUGGUGGACAUUAAUGGAUAUACUGCUCUGCAUCUUGCUGUCCUGAUCCCUAACAUCACUUUGGCAACGCAUUUGCUGGAGUAUGGGACACACAUAGAUGCCCGAGAUAAGAAUGGAUAUACUCCUCUGCUGUUAGCAGCUACUAGGAACCACCAAAAAAUGGCAAAAUGUCUUCUUAAAAAGGGUGCUGAUGUGAAUGCAAAGGACAAAACUGGGAAAACUACCCUGAUGAUUGCUGCAAGCAAUGGACAAACUAACUUAGUUAAGCGGCUUCUACGUCAUGGUACAGAUGCUUCUUUAAAAGAUGAUAAUGGAUGGACAGCUGACGAUUAUGCACUUAGGAAUGGACAACAUGCUUGUUCUCAUCUAAUCACUGAACAUCAUACAAAAAAGAGACGUCGGUCAUCACGCUUUAAAUCAGGAGCGAUGAAAGAGAUGCCCAGUAGAUCAGACCAUUCUGCUGAAGUAAACUUGGGAUUUGGAGAACCAGCCAUGAAUAAAGAGAUGAUAGAUGAUAUUUCUCUGACAGAACCUUUCAGUGGGGAGUCAAAGAGUGCUGUAGAUUCCUGGUUGUCCUCAGAUGAAGAAGAUAAUGUGCCAUGUUCUUCCAAGACAAUCCAGAAGAGUAAUUUGACCAACUUGCUAAAUUCUUCACAGCGAAACAAGAAAAACAUGAUAGAUGAUAUUUCUCUGACAGAACCUUUCAGUGGGGAGUCAAAGAGUGCUGUAGGUUCCUGGUUGUCCUCAGAUGAAGAUGAUAAUGUGCCAUGUUCUUCCAAGGGCAUGUUCUUGGAAGAGGAGGAGGCCCAGCCUUUAAAAGCUUGUUCCAAAAGGAAUAACUUGGGCUCAAAUGAGGAGGAAUAUGAAAAUCAACAUAAUCAAGAGAGGCCAAUCAAACAAGAUCAUUUAUCUUUCAUGAAUGUUUUAUCUGCCUUUGAAGAUAGUUCUGCAAGUGAGAUAUCCGCAGAUAAAGAGAAGAAUAACUUGGGCUCAAAUGAGGAGGAAUAUGAAAAUCAACAUAAUCAAGAGAGGCCAAUCAAACAAGAUCAUUUAUCUUUCAUGAAUGUGUUAUCUGCCUUUGAAGAUAGUUCUGCAAGUGAGAUAUCCGCGGAUGAACAGAAGAAUAACUUGGGCUCAAAUGAGGAGGAAUAUGAAAAUCAACAUAAUCAAGAGAGGCCAAUCAAACAAGAUCAUUUAUCUUUCAUGAAUGUGCUACCUGCCUUUGAAGAUAGUUCUGCAAGUGAGAUAUCCGCAGAUGAACAGAAGAAUAACUUGGGCUCAAAUGAGGAGGAAUAUGAAAAUCAACAUAAUCAAGAGAGGCCAAUCAAACAAGAUCAUUUAUCUUUCAUGAAUAUGUUAUCUGCCUUUGAAGAUAGUUCUGCAAGUGAGAUAUCCGCAGAUGAAGAGAAGAAUAACUUGGGCUCAAAUGAGGAGGAAUAUGAAAAUCAACAUAAUCAAGAGAGGCCAAUCAAACAAGAUCAUUUAUCUUUUAUGAAUGUGUUACCUGCCUUUGAAGAUAGUUCUGCAAGUGAGAUAUCCGCAGAUGAAGAGAGAGCUCGCAAAGCCUCUUCAAAUGAAAUGAUGGCACCAUUGUUCGAUACUAAAAUGUUCACUGACAUGAGUGCACAAGAACUUGGGUGUAUCAUAAACAAUUACCCAAUUGGCUGUGAUGUCCAAAACCACGCUGUCAUGUUUAACAACUUGUAUUGGAACGGGAAAGCAAUGAAUAUUUCUGAUGACCUGAGUAAUCUCACACAGUUGUUUGAUAGUAGUGAAAGCGACUCAGAAUCUUCUGAUCUCAUGCACACAAUUAAGGCGCAAUUAUUCCAAAUUGAUGUGGAGACGAUAGACUCAGUAAGUUUACUGAAAAUCCAAAAUAUGGUUCAGGAAUAUGAAAGAGAAUUGGAACGAGAAAGGAAAGAUAAUGCCUUUCUCGCAAAGGAAGUGAAAUAUCUAGCGAAUGAGCGUAAAGAACUCGGUCAAAUAUUGAUGGAAGCUGGAGAUAAGAAAUUAAUACUGGAGUAUAAAAUAAUGGAGAAGGAUCUUGAAGUUAAAUACUACAAUUUCAGGAUGAAACAAGAGAAGGAGAAACGGAUAACUGCAGAAAUGUUGUUAGAAAAGAGCUGUGAACAUCUUCAGAGAAAGGAAUCCCAGUAUUGUGAAGAAAUCCAAGCAAAACAUAAGUCUGAACAAAUGUUAAGAAACCUGGAGAUAGAAAGGGACACAGUGAUGAUCAAUCUGAAAAAGCUGAGUGAAGAAAACAAAGAGUUGCAAAUCCAAUUAAACCAGGAGAAAGCAAAAUGUGAAGAGAUUCUGAACAGGCAUCUGCACAAUCAGCAAAAGAUUGCUGAAGAAAAUAAUACGACUGUACUGGAAAUAGAGCCUCUUGCUCAAUGCGACAAUCACCACAAUGAAGAAGCACUGAUGGAACACAAUUGUACACUACAGCAGGAAGUUACUGUGCUCAAGCGUGAAUUGAAAUAUUUGUGUGAACACCAUCAAGAGGAACGGGAAAAGUAUAUGGAACAGAUUGAGACUUUAAAAGUAGAGCUUGAAGAUACAAAGAAGGGUUUAAGAAGUAGUCAAAAUAACCUAACUCAAACAAACUUACAGGAUAAUAGUCAGCUGAAUGCCAUGAAAAGUGAAGUUUUAUUGCUGACUUCCAAACUUGAGACACAAAGAACAGAUCAACAGAAUGAGAAGGAAUCUAUUCUUUCACGUUUGAAUGCAACAAUUCAAGAAUUGGAACGUAGUCAGAAGGCCAACUGUGAAUUUAGACAAAUUCUUCAAAGGGAAUGUGAUGAAUGGGUUCAUUUAGAUGAAAAAAGAAAUAAUGAAAUAUCUAAUCUUUGUGCAAUCAGUAAGGAAAUGUCACAUAAAUUAACUAAAGAGGAAAGAAAAGCCAAUGAUUUAGACAAGAAACUUCAUCAUGCUAAACUUUCUCUUGCUGAGAAAAACAGUAUGCUUGAAAGUGUUCAGAAAGAGCUGAAGCAGUUUCAGGAGCAUGUAACUGAUCCAGAACAAACAAAUAAAGUGGAAAAAGGACAGUUAAGCAAACAUGAAGUUUCUCUGGUAUCUUUACAAGAGAGACUAGCCCAAGCUCAUAGUGAAAUUACACUGUUACGUCAACAGCUCGAAGAUGCACAAAACAAAGUUAUAAUGAAGGAAAAGGUGGUUACUGAUGUUCAGGACAAAUUCAAUAAUACACUUGCUAAACUGCAAAAAGAUAGUGAGCAGAGGAUCAGUUUGUUGGAGAAAAGAAAUGAGGAGUUGUUGAACAAGAACAUGGAACAAAGCAAAUAUGAAAAUGAAAUAGGUGUAAAAGAGGCUUCGUUCAGACAGCUUCAACAGGAUCUCGCUGAUUCGCUGAAAAAACUUGCUAUGUCAGAGGCCUCUUUGGAAGUGGUCACACGUUCUCGCGAUGAAUUAGAGGGUGAGAAUGAUCAUUUACAGAACAAAUUGCAUGGAUUGAAAAUUAAGUUAGAGGUGAACAGAGAGAAAAACCUGCAAUCAGAAAGGGAAAUUCAGCAAUUGCAGAAUGCUUUGAAAGACAAAGAAUAUGAGAUUAUAGCUUACCUUAGAAUGGGAGAAGCCCUUUCAACCUCCUCACAAAGAGAUGAGCCCAAAAAGCAUCUCAAAGAUCAGAUUCAGAGGUUAAAGAUAGAGAAUGCACAAUUAAAAGCUGCUGCAAAAGAGCAAACAAAUACAUCUGAGUUAUUGGAGAUGGAAAUUAAAGAGUCCCAGUCAUGCACAAAGAGAAAAAGUAGAAAAGGUACAUCUGUAGAAAUUCGUCAGCAUCUUUGUUGUCAUUUGGAGGAAGAACUGAAACCUCGAUCUAAACUAUACAGAAUGAAAACACUCUUGAAGACUACCAAAAAGAAGCUGAAACAAAAUGAAGUUAGACUGAUCGACUCCCAUAUCAACGGAAAUGAAGAACCGGACAAUGAGCAAAAUGAAACAGCAGACACUGUUAGCACACUAAAGAGGAAGAUUCAUGAAUUGUCCCACCAAAUUGAAGGAGGAUCUGCAAAAUGCAAGCAUCUGGAAUCAACAAAUGAAGAACAAAUCAAGGCAAUGCAUUUUCUACAAAAGAGUCAUGAUCAUCUAGAGCAAAGGAAACAGCAGCUAGAGGAGGAAAUAUUGCACAUGAAAACUCAGGCUGAAACUCAAAGCAGUUACUUGAAGAGCUACAAGAAGAAAAUGAAGAAACAAGCUCGGAAGGAAGUAAUACAGAAGAUGGAAGAAGUUAAUACAUUUUUGAAAAUCCAUCAAGUCUCCAGUGAAACUUUGGAGGAAAUUAAAGCUUCAAAUGAGCUUUCAUCCAGAUAUGAACUGGAACAGAGACACCAAGACCUAGAAUGGGAGCUGAAUAAGUUUAGAACUUCACAACAAGAGAUUCUGAAACUUAAAGGACCUGCAGAGAAGGAAAUUGAAAUAAACAAAGAGUUGCAUUCACUACAAUCUAAACCAUGUGAAUCCAUUGCAGCACAGCUUAAUGAGUAAGAUUUUUGAAAGAUUGUUUUCCCUAGACCUCAAUGGUUCAUAGCAUACACCAACAGAAUCAAGAAACUCAUUCAUAAGGCCAGUGAUGUUGUGGGGAUGGAACUGGACUCUCUCACGGUGGUGUCUGAAAAGAGGAUGCUGUGUAAGUUGCAUGCCAUCUUGGACAAUGUCUCCCAUCCACUACAGAAUAUACUGGUUGGGCACAGGAGUACAUUCAGCCAGAGACUCAUUCCACCGAGAUGCAGCACACAGCGUCAUAGGAAGUCAUUCCUGCCUGUGGCCAUCAAACUUUACAACUCCUCCCUUGGA